UUGCUCCGUGCUAGGCGGCUGCUCCGGGGAAGAUGGCGCGCACGAAGCAGACGGCGCGUAAGUCGACGGGCGGGAAGGCGCCCCGCAAGCAGCUGGCCACCAAGGCGGCCCGCAAGAGCGCGCCGGCCACGGGCGGCGUGAAGAAGCCGCACCGCUACCGGCCCGGCACGGUGGCGCUGCGCGAGAUCCGGCGCUACCAGAAGUCGACGGAGCUGCUGAUCCGCAAGCUGCCCUUCCAGCGCCUGGUGCGGGAGAUCGCGCAGGACUUCAAGACCGACCUGCGCUUCCAGAGCUCGGCCGUGAUGGCGCUGCAGGAGGCGAGCGAGGCGUACCUGGUGGGGCUCUUCGAGGACACCAACCUCUGCGCCAUCCACGCCAAGCGCGUCACCAUCAUGCCCAAGGACAUCCAGCUGGCCCGCCGCAUCCGCGGCGAGCGUGCUUAAUUUACUAGCAAACGGAUUUCUCAGACUACCGAAAACCCAAAGGCUCUUUUAAGAGCCACCACGUGGCCACUAAAGAGAGCUGUAAACUCUUAGUCCUGUGUGGGCAGCGAUGUGCUUCCAUGUGCUUUUCGGGCAGCUUUACAGUGACCGAGAGCCUGUAUCCCGCCGAGCUCUCAAAAAUAUUUGCUGAACUGAGUACAGAGGAAUUGUUUUCCAAGGAGUAUUAGUGAUUAAAAACUUGACAUUGAGUCCAGAAUUAAGCUUAAAUGGAGGAUCUUCCCUAUCCAUCAUAUUUGGUGAUUUUUGUGAACCUACCUGGAAAACAGGGUUUCUCCCUGCCUUCUUUUAAAGGCUGUGGACUGUUUGAUUAAAUACAGUAUUAUUUGGACUCAUUCUGAGACUUGAAUGCUUGAAUUGUGAAAAACACCAACACUCUAUCAGCUGAGAAGGAAACAGAUGUGCAAGGAUCUUUGCAGGAAGGGAGAGCCUGAGCUAAUGAAUACUGCCAGGUAGAAGCUGGCUCUGAGCAAGACCAGUGUGCUGACUAGCUGAGGACUGGUUUGCAAACUGCUGGUGCUUUGCCCUUGUGCCUGUUGGUAAUCAUAUAAGCUCAUCUGGGACACCCAGGCUGUGAAAACAGUGUGGAGCACAAAGCAAGGGACAGUAUAAACUAAAGCAAUUGAGAGAAGAGGAGAGGAAGAGAAGGAUCAGUCCUGGACCAAGAAGGCAUUCAGCUAUGGAGACAGCAGUUGGGAAAAGGAACAUAUCCAGGAAAAAAAAUGGAGCUCCUCUACAUGGAUAUGGACUAGUUCUCUUCCAGGAGAGAUGAUUUUAAAAGUCUAAGAGAGGUAACUACACAGACACCAAAGAAAAUGCAAGGGUUGCCAAUGUUUGGUGCUCUCAGGCUACUUGGGCAAUCUCAGUCUAGGCCAAUAUAACACAGAAGUUUCACCAGACCAAACAUGUCACCCCACCUCUGCAUCCAGUGCCUGAAAACUGUAACAGAGGCAGCAGCACUGCCAGGCCAGUUCUUGCUGUUUCACUGGUGGUUUAGGUACGUGUGUGCAGAGUUUGAGUUCACCUUGCAGCAGUACAAGUGCAGUCUACAGAGAAGUAAAAUGAACAGCUAAUCUAAUGUGAAGUAGUCAAUACUGAUUAUGUGCAAUGAGGACUGAAUAACAAUUGUAUGUAUAUGUGUGUCUGUGUGCAUGUCUAUAUGCAGUUACACAUUUUCAGAUAUCUGUAACUUCUAGGAUCUUUAGCCUUAGGAAGUUCUUAACUUAUCCCUAUAAAACUAUACCCGGUUUGAGGGCCCUGGAAUGAAUGCCUCUAAGAUCACAUUAGAUGUAUUUUGAAAUGUGUUGUAUUUAAUGAACACUUGUAUACAUUGUAUUUUAAGAAUAUUUCCAAAUACUGAUACCUUGUAUCCUCAAGAGUUUUUAGGGGGGUUGGUUUAAUUUUUUUUUUUUUUUUUUUUUUUUUUUUAAACAUAUUAGAAAUAACAUUUUGGAGUUACUAUUUAUCAGCUAUUUAACUAAAAGUACAGUUUAAAGUUCCCACUAAUUCACCACACUGUCCCAGUAUAGACGCAGAGCUCCACUACUGUACUAUAUAGCACAGCCACCCUCACCCUUGUUCCCCCGAAAUGCAAAGCAGAGCUCCCAGAACUUCCCUAGGACCCUCCAUGAGGCUCCUCCAGCUCUUUGCUGUUGCAAAAGGGAUAGUAUUGUAUCCUUUCUCCUCCUUGAGAUAUCUUUCCAUAACUCUUUCAUUUAUCUAUCAGUCCUAUGGAGGUCUUUACUUAACACUCUGAUUUGGGUUUUGGAGUUGCUAAUUGCUUUUGCUUUGUAAAUAGAAGAGGCUUAUCUGACUGGAGGCUGACACACAUGUGCUAAUGAAUCUAACACUUAAUUGUACAAGACUACUAGUUUAAAUGUAGGAAUCAGAGCUGACUGGUGGUGUUUAUAAGAAGAUGACUAAGCAGAAAAGCCAGGAGACCCUCAUAUCAAGGAUUAAAAAAACCAACCAACCAAACAACAACAACAACAACAAAAACCCCCAAAACAAAUGGGCUAUGACACUUCCUUAAAUGCUGUACUCACAAUUUCGAAACAGUCGGUUGCCUGAAUUAUAAACAGAUUCUAUCAAUAGAUUUACACAAUUUCAUAAAAGAAGGCUGAAGAGUUUUGAACAAGGUUGUCUGGUGAGGAAGGAAAUGGAAAAAGAUAACAACAGAUAUUUAAAGGAAAAAACCCUGCUGCAUUAUGUUUCUCUGUUUGGAAAAAGUAAUAUAUAUAAAGAUACAUAUAAAUAUAUACAUUCUCUAAAAGGAUAGCAAUUUCCUUUUUGCACAUGUAUCUAGUACACUUUCUGGGGCAUGAGGCAGGAUUGGUAAAGGUAAAGAACUAGGUAAAUUACCCUAAAAAUGUGUGAGCCAUUAUGAUUAAUAAGUAAGAAAGAUGCAGGGGGGUGGGAGGUCUAAAACUGAAACACAUUUUUUUUUCCUGUUUGCCAAAGCACUUGCGUAAAAUUAUGCCACUGAAGAUCUUUCAUAAAGCUAUGCGUUCUCAAGAUAUGAAGACUAAAUGCAAAUUAAAACAGAAGCCACACCAAAAGAAAAACCCUGAAAAGUUCUUCAGGAAAUUCUAAUUGUUACAUUUCUUGAAGACUUAUUUAUGUUUAUUUCAAUAUUGGUCUGUUAAAUGGGAAAGUGAUUUAUUAUUGCCAAAAUAACUAGAAAUUUGUAAAACUCUGUGCUGUUAAAAAGAAGAAAGGAAAAACCCUAAGUAGCCCAAACCAUUUUUUUCUUUUUUGACUAUGAAAUUGUGUUUAAUCUCAGUAUAAAUUAGUUUAAUAUUAUCUGUGUCAGGAAGUAAAGUUUCACCAAGUCUGCCUUAAGCCAAUAAAGUUAGUAAUAUUAGAACACUGAUCUGUAUUUUGCUGUUAACCAUUAACAAUAUGAGUAGCAUUCCUAUUUUGAGAGGCACGUGUUUAGCAAGGAGAUAACCCAGGCAUUAGUGUGAGAUUAUAGUAAUAGUUUUUUGUUUCCAUUGAGGUGCUGGGCAAGAAUGUGUCUCUUGCUUCCCCAGUAGGAAGCAUUCCCAGAACAUAACAUUGCAACAUGUGCUGCUUCCUUAUGGUCUGUCCUCUUAGAAGAAUUCCUUAGGCUCUCAGCUUUUCUCAUAAAGGUAAAAAAUAUGCUUGAUAGGUAAAGGCAUGACAGACAUACGUAUGUGUUUGUGUGUAUGCGUGUGCGCAUGUGCUGCGAGGAAAGAAAACCAAUAAACUGACCACGUUUUAAUCCGCAAGAAGGAAAUAGUAUGUUAUGUUUAAUAAA
This is a messenger RNA of Aquila chrysaetos chrysaetos, 3780 nucleotides long. RefSeq names its product histone H3. The transcript is spliced from 6 exons. Gene Ontology annotation, cellular component: nucleosome. Gene Ontology annotation, molecular function: DNA binding; structural constituent of chromatin; protein heterodimerization activity. Bases 33 to 443 code for a protein of 136 amino acids. NCBI's taxonomy places the organism in Eukaryota, Metazoa, Chordata, Aves, Accipitriformes, Accipitridae. The record is from RefSeq and is a predicted model, not a curated record.